Messenger RNA from Cydia amplana, 578 nucleotides. Its product is annotated as trafficking protein particle complex subunit 2-like protein. Gene Ontology annotation, cellular component: TRAPP complex; nucleus; cytoplasm. Lineage: Eukaryota; Metazoa; Arthropoda; Insecta; Lepidoptera; Tortricidae. Gene Ontology annotation, biological process: endoplasmic reticulum to Golgi vesicle-mediated transport. Bases 41 to 508 code for a protein of 155 amino acids. The record is from RefSeq and is a predicted model, not a curated record. The transcript is spliced from 4 exons.
UAGCAACAGACCAGACAGUUGUCAACAAAACUCGCGAAGGAUGGCUGUGUGCGUGGCAGUUAUAGGCAAAGAUAAUUCGCCGUUAUACAUAGGCGGAAUAGGAAAUGAUACUGGAACUGAUAAUGAACUGUCUCGCCAAUGGCUUGUCCACACUGCUCUAGAUGCAUUGGAAGAGCGAUUAGCCUCCACGAAUACCAAUAAUGCAGCAGCAGGAACAAAUACUGCUCGAGCAGACCUCCGUGACUUGUACUUAGGACUUCUUUACUCUACAGAUACGCAUAAAAUAUACGGCUACGUAACAAACACAAGAAUUAAAUUAGUACUUGUGACGAGCUCUACGUCGCCCAGUGGAAGCAAUAUAAGAGAUGCAGAAGUGAGGACGGCUUUGCGCCGCUUGCACGCACUUUACGCUGAUGCUAUAUGCAACCCAUUCCAUUUACCGGGAGAUCAAAUAACUUCACCGAAAUUCGACAAGCAAGUCAAGAGUUUAAUGCUAAACAACGUUUAAUACUCAACGCUUACUCCAGGAUUGAAAACAUAAAUUAAUAGGCACCCAACUUCGUGUGUUUACGUUUAAU